AACCACCUCCUCGAUUUCGGGGGUCACACUCACACGCACAGGAGUCUCAUGACUCUCAUCCAUGAAUCAAACUUCUAGAAUCCUCUAGAAGGUCAGAAUUCAGAACACCCGCGUCUCUCCCCUUCCCCUGCUCCCGGCCUCUCUGCGCUGCGGCGAUGCGGUGGCUACCGAGGCUGCUCUCUCACGCCGCCGCGGCCGGGAGGGCCUCCGCGGCGGCGAGGUCCACCACUGGUCUCGUCAAGGGAGGAGGAUCCCACGGGUUCGCCAGCGGCGGCUGGGAUGGGUCAACGGCGGUGCCCCGGGAGUGGCUGCGGAAGCUGUGGGUAGACGAGCUGAGGAAGCAGAAGGAGGCCGCGAGGAGGUGGGGCGUCGGCGCGUCAUCUUGGAACACCGGCGGCGGUGCGGAGCCUUCGCUCGGCGCGUUCGCGAGUUCUGUGGAGGUUGCGGGAGCAGCCAGGGAGGCACCGUCAAGGAGCUCUCAGUACAAAUACCAGGACCUCAACCCCUUCGAGGCCAGACUGGCUCCACUUCUUGCAAGAGCUAACCUCAUCAUUGCCAGGGAUAUUGAGUGGGCGAACAUCAUGUUUGCUUUUGAGCAGGAGAGCAGGUAUAUCAUAAUGGACCCACUCUUUCCACAAUCUCCAGUAGGUUUUAUUCGAGAGAAAAGCAACGUCAUCUUUAGGCAGCUACUCAGAACAAGAAGGCCAUUUGUUGCAGAAAUAACAGAUGCUAUGGGUAACGAGAUAUUUAAGGUUCGCAGGCCAUUUUGGUGGAUUAACAGCUCAAUUUAUGCAGAAGUGGAUGGUAAGGAGAUAGGUGUAGUUCACAGGCGUUGGCACCUUUGGCGGAGAAUUUAUGACCUGUACUUAGGGAAUAGGCAAUUUGCAGUUGUUGAGAAUCCAGGAUUCUGGAACUGGACCUUUAGCCUGGUGAAUGAAGAUGAUAAACUGUUGGCUCAGAUUGAUCGUAACUGGAGGGGCAUUGGCUUUGAGCUCUUCACGGAUGCUGGCCAGUAUGCUAUCCGGUUUGGUGAUGAGGGACAGAGCCACAAGUUUGCUCUUGCUGCAGAUGUUGAUGAACUGCAUGUGGUUCGCCAGCUGACUUUGCCUGAAAGGGCAGUGGCUCUUGCUCUCGCGAUUUCCCUGGACAGUGAUUACUUCUCUAGAAGAGGUGGCUGGGGACUUCCGUUUCUGAUUGCCACAGAGUAGACACACGUACCACCAUCGCCCAUAUACAAGGAUUUUUUUUUCAUUCCUGAAGAAGGCUAGCAGUUACACUCAGUACUGUUAUCAGGUGGUUGCCAUCAUCACCAGAGGCAGGAACUGCUGCGUGCUUCUGCUUCAUCGAAACCUGAAAGCGGAAGUUGCCUAAGGAGAGAUUUCCGAAGCCUUUAUUUUCCCUUUGUUUCUGUAUGCAUAGUGGAAGCAAUUCAUCCCUCUGUUAUGGAGAUGCACACUGAAGUUCUUAUUGUGGAACUCGUCAUUUUCGUUUUCUGGUUUUUUUUCGGAAGAUUCUUAUAAUUAUGUAUGUGGUAGUUUGAUUUUAGUAUCUAGAUCUUGGAUUUGACGCCACCA
Messenger RNA from Sorghum bicolor (sorghum), 1574 nucleotides. Its product is annotated as altered inheritance rate of mitochondria protein 25. The transcript is spliced from 11 exons. The coding region runs from base 156 to 1208 and encodes 350 amino acids. The record is from RefSeq and is a predicted model, not a curated record. Gene Ontology annotation, cellular component: plasma membrane. Gene Ontology annotation, molecular function: phospholipid scramblase activity. Gene Ontology annotation, biological process: plasma membrane phospholipid scrambling. NCBI's taxonomy places the organism in Eukaryota, Viridiplantae, Streptophyta, Magnoliopsida, Poales, Poaceae.